Mycena citricolor is the source of this 2238-nucleotide messenger RNA. NCBI's taxonomy places the organism in Eukaryota, Fungi, Basidiomycota, Agaricomycetes, Agaricales, Mycenaceae. The record is from the annotation of a GenBank genome assembly.
AUGCCUCAAUUAAAGCGACGCCGAGUGGCUCAGAACCUUGGAUCACAUGCCAAGAAAAAGAUCAAACGCUCUGAGACACCUGUCUCCAAUCACAAACGAGAUGACGACACCCAAUCUCGGGCUUCCUUAGACGCCAAUCGCACAUCGGAACUGGCAUGGGAGAAGCAAAGCAUCGAGUCCAACGAGUCCGAGGAGUCCGACGUGUCUGUGGUGGUUGAUGAUGUGCCUGAGCUUGCGGACGGCUUGUUGGCGAGUGCUCAGACAAAGCUCAGAGUCCUGAUGACUCGGAUGAAAAUCGGCACUGCGCGUGGAAAUUAUUACAAGUCCAGUGUCGGAGGCGUUCCUGCAGCCCGAACAGAACAUCUUCAUCGAGCACAGCAAGCAAAGAUGAAGAAAGCUCACGGGGGAGGAAUUUUGUCAUGGCUGAAGCCAAAAGAACUCGUGUCCAUGCCCUGCGAAGAGACUGAACGAGACGACGAGCAGCAACUCCCGGACUCUGAUGGCUCGGAGAGUGCAAGCUUGCUUGAUCGCCCUGCAUCUCCAACUCCGAGCGAGAAUAGUGGUCUGGCUGAGGAGGGACUCAAUGGUGAUAUCGACUUAGUUCGUCUGGUUUCAGAACAGCCGGACCAGCCAGAGCUUGGAUCGGAGUCUGCAAAUGAAACAGCACCUGCCACUCUGGGCACUGGCACUGCUGCGCCGCCUCCUUGCGUUCAUUUCGCACCUCUGAACUUCGAUCUCACUCGCGGCAAUGACAUGUUCAAGCCGAUAACUCCUGCCGCCACUCCUUGUUCUGGGGCUCCUCCACCUCCGAAAGUCAUCGACGCAGGAAUUGAGAAGCUCCAGGCAAUUCUGCGUCCAUCUCGCGGCCCAAAUACAAAGGGAUAUCGAUAUGCCACCAUGAACAACGUCUUACGUGGUCGUCUCGAGCUUGUGCUCGCAUUUCUGCAACUGUACAAAUCGAGUGGAUACAUGGAUUGGGGAACUCAAGCUGAUCUUAUUGCCAAAUCUGCCGGUGCUGGAGUCUGGAUGUCGCGUCGCAUUCGUGAAUGGUCCCUGGCUUUCAUGGAGGACGAGACACUGCCGGUGGCGGAAUAUGGGAAAUUCAAUGGCUGUGUUCUUGACGAUGAAGACAUCUCGCAAACGAUCUCUCUCCAGCUCCAGACACUCGGACCUUUCAUCUCUGCGCAGAACGUUGUCGAUAUCACGUCUUCGGAGGAGAUGCAGCAACGUCUCAAGCUCAAGAAACCAAUCUCAGUUCGGACAGCGGAACGAUGGAUGAAGCGGCACGAGUAUCGAUGGACUUCCCGCCCGAAAGGGAUGUAUUCCGAUGGCCAUGAACGCGAAGAUGUUGUCGCAUAUUGCCAGAAUGUGUUCUUGCCUCGGUGGCGGGAAUACUCGAAGCACACCCGCAAGUGGACCAAGGUCUCUGCGCAGAGGAACGGUGUGGAUGUCGAGGUCACGGAGGAUCACAAGCGGACAAAGAAGGAGGUUGAGGAGAGCAAGUGGGAAGAGUGGGAGGAGGAUGCGGAAUGCGUGUUUGUGGCAGGACCCGAUGGGCGCAUUGUUGUUAUCUGGAGACACGACGAGUCAAUCUUUUAUGCGCAUGAUCGACGAACUCUUUGCUGGGUUCUUUCCUCCGAGACCGCGAAGCCAUUGCCAAAAGGGGAGGGGAAAUCUCUCAUGUUCAUCGCAUUUGUGUCUCCAGAUCACGGUUGGGCUGCUCGCAUGUCGAUUCGACCAGGUGCCAAUCGAGAUGGUUAUUACGGGAACAAGGAGAUCCUUGAACACGCAACAGCGAUGAUGGACUAUCUGGACGCCAACCAUCCUGACGAGAAGCAUGUUCUUGCUUAUGACAACGCCACAAAUCACACAGCUCGCGCCCCGGAUGCUCUCUCUGCUCGGAAGAUGCCCAUGAACACACCUGGAAUCGACAAGAAGACAAACACGCAGAAGAACUGGUUUGCUAAAGCCAAGGUUGAUGGAAAGGAUGUCACCGUUUGCAUGCGCAAUGCUUCAUUUGCGAACGGCAAGCCUCAAGCUCUGUACUUUCCUCAAGGUCAUCCCAAAGCUGGCAUCUUCAAAGGGAUGCGCGUUCUGAUCCAGGAACGCAUUGCAAAAGGCGCGAAUCUCCCAGACCCCUCAAAGCUCAAAGCCGAAUGCAAAGGCUUCAAUUGUCCUCCGGGUCGCACGGAUUGCUGCUGUCGUCGGAUUCUAUUCACGCAACCGGUGAAAUGCUGA